AAGACCCGAUUUUAAACCGACCUGAAACAUCUAACUCGAAUUCAAAGUGUUGCAGUCUUGCAGAGCAUGUGAUGUACUGCUAAGCACGUUGUGCAUAACAUCCUGCACUUCAUCAUCAUAAUCAUGAUCAUGACCCAUUUAGAUUCAUCCCAAUCAGCUGAUGAUGAUCCUCUUGCCCCUGCUCUUUAUGUUUUUGGAGACUCAAUGGUGGAUAAUGGCAAUAACAAUGUGCUGCCUACUGUGAUUAAGGCUAAUUAUCUUCCUUAUAGUGUCAAAUUUGCUGGUCAAGUUCCCUUAGGAAGAUUUACCGAUGGCAAAACAGCUGCUGAUUUCAUUGCUGAAUAUCUAGGGUUACCAUAUCCUCCAUCCUAUGUACGUGUAUUCGGGCCAGAUUCCACAUUAAGUAGCGACGUAUUCAGAGAAACUUCAGUAAGAGGCUACAAUUAUGCAUCUGCAGCAUGUGGCCUUCUACCCAACACUGGAAUCUUCUUUGGUAAAUGCAUUUCCAUGGAUGAACAAAUUGAGAUGUUUGAAAGCACAAUAAAGUCCCAAUUGGCACCAAUAUUUGAUGAUCAUGCUCAACUUUCCCAAUAUUUGUCUAAAUCUAUAUUUCUUAUAAUCAUGGGUAACAAUGAUUAUAUUAACUACUAUUUCAAUCCUCUUGAUCUUUCAAGCAAACUUUAUGAUUCCGAUCAAUUCGCUCAACUAUUGGUGGACACAUUUUCACAACAAAUCAAGAGGUUAUAUGAUUUAGGAGCAAGAAAGAUAGUGUUGUCAGAGAUUGGCCCAAUUGGUUGUAUUCCAUUCUUUGCAAAGACCGGAAGGCUGUUUGGCAACAAUGGAACAUGUGACGAAAACAUAAAUAGGGUGGUAUCCAAGUUUAACGACCGCCUUGUGACAAUGCUUCCAAAUCUUUCAAAUUCAUUCAUUGACUCACACUUCUUUCUUAUGCGUGUUUACCAAAGUAGCUAUGAUUUGAUUAUGAAUCAUGCUAAAUAUGGGUUUAGUGAUAGUAGCAAUCCAUGUUGUAGAUCAUGGAUGAAUGGAAGGCUGUCAUGUAUUCCAAACAUAGCACCGUGUCCAGACUCUAAUAAACAUAUAUUUUGGGAUGGUUUUCAUUUGACAGAAGCCGCCACUCGUUAUUUCAUAACUGACUGUAUCUUUGGACAUUCUACUUGUUUCCCAUUUAAUCUCAAACACUUGGUUGAACUUUAAACAGUAUUACUUGUUUAUUUAUGUUGUAAAAAUGAUGAUAAUACGUAUUUAUACACUCA
Molecule: messenger RNA, 1274 nt
Organism: Amaranthus tricolor (Joseph's coat)
Lineage: Eukaryota; Viridiplantae; Streptophyta; Magnoliopsida; Caryophyllales; Amaranthaceae
Product: GDSL esterase/lipase 7-like
Exons: 6
Coding region: 124-1215 (363 amino acids)
Molecular function (GO): hydrolase activity, acting on ester bonds
Source: RefSeq, a predicted model, not a curated record